AUGCCAGAGCGAGACCCUUCCAACGCAGCAUCGGAUCCUCUGGCUGAGGUGAAACCGAAGAAGAGGAAGAAAAAGACCAAGGAGGAGCAAGCUGAGGUCUUGCGGAUGGAGGCUCUUAAAUCCGAAGCUUUGGCCAUGUUAGAGGCCGAGCGAUUUCGCGGAGCCGAGUCCAUCAAGGAGGAUGUCCUAGAAUUGUUGGAUAAGUACUUGACCGCAGAGGAGAACGACAUUGUCCGAUCCAAGUUCGAGCGCCGAGAAGCCGUCAGUCUAGUGGACUUGCUGCAGGCUUCGACGUCGACCAUGUCGAAGAGCACGGUGAUGAGCACGGACCGUCCUAAAGUGAAGAUCGUGAAGUACAUGCGCAGCGGGCACAACAUUUCGGAACUAGGCGAAAAGUACCAUCGUGACAUGGAGUCGUUUGUCGCGCAACAGAAGAUGAUGCGAAGGGACAGCUUCUCGCGUCUAAUGGUCACAGACUACACGCAUAUGGAGAAGGGGUUGCACCCAAAAACGGGAGAGGUGAUGAGCAUUUAUUAUCCGAGCAAUCUGCGGGAGGAAAGCGAGAAAAUGGCGGCCAAGCACAAAUUACGGCUUCUCUUAUUAAUCCAUCUUUCGUUUUCGAGAUAUCAUCCUGGGUGGGCUUGUCUUUCUAGUGGAAAAGGAAAUAAAGCGGCCCAGGAUGCAUCUCAAGAUAGAUGGAUUAAUUUUUAGGGCGAGCUCUAAGCCAAGAGGGACUACGACAGCGUGAACGUUUCCGAGACAUGCGUGAAUGGGUGUCUAAGAAAUACCUACCGCACGUGUACGAACGUAACGUGAUGGGAAUGGGUGCUGUCGGAGGACGGACAGCCGCUUACGGCGGGUCGUUGCUUCAGCUGUCGAGCGUCAACACAGAGGGCGCUCAUGCGGGUGCACUGGGUGCGGUAGGUGGCAUGUUGAGUGCGCACCAGCUUGGACCGGGUGAAGAACAUAUUCUAGUUUCGCCGAAAAAUGCUGGCGCAGAAGGAGGAGUUCAACAGCCCACGAUGGUCUAUCUUCCAAGUGGCGGUGGAUAUUUACCUGGUUUGUUUCCAGGGCAAACGGGGCAACGCGGAUCACCGUUUCUCGUGACUGAGCAAUUGAGUGAUCCAGUACUAGCGCAGCAACGCAAGCUGGGGUACAAUUAUGGCGUGGCUGGCAUGACCAGCAUGGGUGGUACUGCGACCACCAUCGCGCCUGGCAGUGGUUUCACGACUACCGGGUACCCGGCUGCCAGCACUACUGCUGGCGGUGCAACGAGUGCGGGCAACACAACGAGACAAACGGCGGUUGCUGAUGGGGAACCUCUGCAGGGGCCUGGAGGCGCCAACACAGCGCCUGCGACACGCAUCGACUUCCGCACCACAGACAGUUUCAAGAAUACGAGACGAAGUAUCGGCAUUUACGGGGUUCCUGCGGAAUUUCUGCGAAGUGGGAACGUAGCUGGAGAAUACAGCAACUUCGCGGCUGUGCGUAGCGAUGAAGAGGCGUUGCUGCUGAGGCAGCGCAUGGGCAUGGCACAGACGCAUACUGGUCUUCAUGCUUCGCCUCAUAAUGGCGGAAUCUCGCAUGGUGGUAGCAACAACACAACAACACAGUCGUUUGAGAUGAGAAGGGGAGCAACUGCGGAACACGAGCGCUCUGACGGUGGCUACUUGCCGGCAGGCCACGCGUUGUACGGAGCCGGGCCUCCGGGAAUCUCAACGCAGAGUUUAGUGCAGGACAGUUCCCUCCACGAUAAUCCGAGCACGGCUUCGAGCGCAGUUGUGGGUGCGCCGAUGGAGGACGUCUUUCGGCAGCAAAAUAAUGGGUUUUUUCCAGGUGGAGUGGUUCCAUCCGGUGGGUUUGAUGAAGCCUCCAGUGCUGCCGGCUCCCCUUCUAAAGCGCGUGGAGCGGCAGCAAAGCAAGGCGCGGCGGGAAAGAACAAAAAGAAGAAGCAGGUGCAACUCGCGACGACAACCGGAGGUGCAGGAGGGUUCAGAGGUGCUCGUGGCACAAGUGGCCCUCAGCUUGCUGGAAGUGGAUCUACUUUGCAGCGAGGUGGACACCAGCUGGCUCCAUUGGAGAAGAUCAACGAGAAACCGCCAGCGAACCUAGAUGACAUGAUCUUGGAAGUAGAGACGCAAAUGACCGUACGACCUAAGCGUCAUGGAGGUGGCGCCAUCCCACCAGCAGUCGGCUCCUCGGAUCAGCGGGCAUCGAGCAGCGGCUACGCCAGCACAGUGGGAUCCAGCAAUGCUGAACCUAUGGUUUUGCCCUCACUGCAGAACGGGCCCCUGCCCGCGUCCAGCCUGCCGGUUUACAACUACAAUUCUUCUUCGUCUACAGGAGGAGAUCGAUCCUGCUCGUCCGCAGGAGGAGCCAGUGCUCCGGUUGUAGGUGGAGCGCGUGCGUCUUCGUCUGGAUCAGCCAGGGCUAAAGGCGAACACGAGCCCCUAGCGCUUAAUUGGGACUACAACGUCCGUAGUGGUUCUAGUGGAUCUGCGACAGGGAACACGACCAAUACGGAUUCGCGUCCUCGGUCCAAAGACAGCUACAUCAAUCCUAGCCGUGUAGCUGCAAGUCCAUACGGCAAGAUCGAAGUUUUGUUCCUAGAUCAGGACGGUUUUGCUCCAGGUGCGACGACGCAGCAGAGUGCUGGUGCUGGUGCUAUGGGAAAGCCUGGCGCUGGAAGAGGACGUGCUGGGGAAGCUGGAGGCGCAAAUGGCGGAAAGAAAACCUCUACAGUUGGAAAGAGCGGUGCGAAAGGUUCAGAGAAGGAUGGAAGGUCAAAUCAGCUUCCCCCAGCAGUCCUCCGAACAAGUGGCGCCACAACCGCAGCAGGUGGAGGUGGUGGCUCAGCUGCCGCGAGCAGCGAGGAGGAGCGCGUGCGGCAAGAGUUGGGCAGUAUCUAUGCUGAUGCAACCAAGCACGCGACGCUCAGAGACCAAAAGGACAAGAAGCUGAUGGCUGCUGCAACGACUCGCGCAGCCGCUGCGUCUAGCAACAAGCUACCACCUGCACCGUCGCCUUACUCACUCGACCAGAUGAAGAUUUUGAAGAAGCCUAAGGGUUCAUCGGCGAGUGCGUCUUCUGCGAGUGACGGAGAAGGCAUAGUUGGGGCAUCCUCUAUCUCAGCGUCAGACGCUGAGAAUGGAGCAUUAGCAUCAGGGGAUGCCGGUGCCGCGGGAGACUCUAUUACAAGCCUCCAGAGUCGAGGACCUCUGGACAAGUUGGAGAAAGACGUGAGAAAAGAUAUGAAGAAAAAGAAGAAAACUUUACCGCCAGCAGAGCGAACUGCAGCAGUGUACAAAGCUGCGCACCAACAGGCCGUGCCGUCAUCCUCGCCAAAAGGUGCUGCUGCAAAAAAGCGUCCUCCACGACCACACGAAAACGCUCAAUCGUCAUCGGCUGAAGAAACUAGUUGUACUACGAAAAAGAGUUGUAACAUGAACAUCACAUCUUCUCGACAAGUAGAUGUCGAAGCCUCGAAAAAUAAAGCUACAGAGGAUCAGGAAUACGAGGAAGAUGAAUUCGAUGAUGAAGAAGUCGAUGAAGAUCAAGAUCCUGUACUAGUCUCUUCUAAAAUCGACCAGACCCCUUUAGAUGACGACCCUGCUAGACUGAAACUGACCACUCCCGGCGGCGCAGAAGAAGGCUAUCACGCCUACUCCAAGCCCUCAACGCGUAUGUCUUCAGCGGCAGCCGGCGGUUUAGCUUAUUCGAGCGGACUGCGCAGUGCGGGAUCUUCAGGAAGCAAGCGCGGGCCGCCUUCUGGAGGAGGACCUAUCGAACACUUUCCGUUUCCCACUGUAGCUGAGAAUGAGAUCUUUGCUUCACCGGCAGAUUCAGCUAGCCCAGUGCCUGGCAGCGCAGGUGGACCAGGAGGAGCUCACCGAAGACCAAAUCAAAACUCUCGAGAAAAUCUAGCAGCUGCUGGAGGAGGUCUAGUCGUGGUAUCCUCCGCCGGUGCACCAGGAGCUGCGAUGGGAGGGGCAACAUCUCGAUCGCAGCAAGGUCCACCUUCACGAGGCGGUCAUCCGCCUUCGAGAGGAGGCAGUGGUCCGUAUGGUGGAGCUGGAAGAGGCGGAAGGCCUGGCGUGGAAUCGAGAGGCGACUCACGUGGGGGGAGGCUUGAUAGUAGAGAAUCUUCCCGCCGACAACUACAGAUGUCUAGAGGUGAGUCCAGAGGUGGACCAGUUGUAGGAGGGCAACAAGUUGUGGUACUACUCUUCAUAUACAAAUCUUGGAUACUUAAUGAUUUUGAUUUUCAUGUUGACAAAAUCAAUAUCAGCUUGUUAGAAUAGUCCUAGAUACCAUAAUGGGUAAAGGAUGAAGCCGAAAAUCUGCAACUAGCAUCACUUUGCUUUUAUCCUACGUCCAUUCCCGACUCAUCCGUACAAUCAAUCAACUCCCAAUACAGCCGCGUCCUGAGUCUGAAGCGGGAAUAAGGCCCGAAGCUGCAGCAUCCUCAAGGCCUGGCACUGGUGCAGCCGCAGAAGAAGCUGCGCAAGAUUACGGCUUUUCUUCAGAGUCGACCCACAAGUAGAAAUAGCUACUUAGCAACAUGUUGAUUUUACAAUCACAAUCACUACACUUUUUACAUAAAUCAUGGUCAUUCGUUUUUCUCUCCGCUAAUGAUUCGCAGAAGAGGAGCACUAUUCGGAUGAUGAGUUUGAGGAGGAUGAUAUGUUUAUCUUGCAGAACAAUAUGCCCACAGUGUGGGGGGGAGAGACGUCCCUUUUUGCCGCAUCUGAUGACCAUGAUGUCGGCACAACCCGGCCGAAUAGCUCUGCUGCAGGUAGUGAUGAUUUUGCUUCGAUCGUUGGCGGGAUGGGCAGUCGACCUGGCACUGUAGGCACACAUAUGGGCAGUAGACCGGGAACCGUUGGCGGGCCGUCGCCAAGGGGAGCAGCGAGUGGAUCACUCUUUUUCGUACCGGAGCAGCAUGGAAGUCCGGCUGGAGGUGGAGAAGUGUCCUCUGGAGGUGGUGGCGUCUCCGCACCUGGAGGACAUCCUGGCACGACAGCCGGUAGUGGCGGUGGAAUGAGUGGCGGUGGAGUGUCUGCUUUCCAGCAACAAGGUGGCUUCCUCCAAAUGCAAGGCGGGCCUUACAAUGGUUCCUCUUCGUGGUUGCCUGCUUCGCAAGAGCACAUCGAAGAGCGAGGUUCAUCGAAGGAGUCGCGUCGUCUUGGCUCAGGAUCGAGCCGACCGGCAACGGGAGAGAGCCUAACUUCGAGUGCAGCUGGCGCUAGUGCUGGAGGACGGCGCCGUAGUCGUAUUGUUGACCACUUUCCAGCUGCUCAACAGUCUCACGACACCCAUAAUCUGAUGUCGAUCGAGCAUCAAGUAGCGCAACUGGAUAAGGAGACGGCAUCGAGGCGGGGCUCAUCCGCAUCGAGUGCUGGUGGGGAUCACUAUCAUGGGGAGAAUAGAAAGUUAAGGCUCAUACAUAAUCUUUAAUAUUGCAGUAUGUUAGUUUCCCCCAGGCUUUCGAAAUUCCAUACUUUCCGCUCAUCUUGAAGGACCAACGUCGACGUAACUAAUCUUUGUUCCGCCAUCAACAUACCAGUAACCAAUGCCCAUCUCUAAUCAUGAAAAAGAAGAAGAGCCGAUCCGAGCAUCGCCUUGGAUCGGGAUCGAGCCCUCGAUCUUCUAGACGACGAAGCAGCCGCGGACAAGCUGAGGCUGGCGAAUUUGAUCACCAGUUUGACCCCGAGUCUGGACUUUUCUAGACGCUCUUAGCUAUACUGAGAAGCAAUUAUAUGACGGAACAAUAGUAGCUUCGUUCAAGGAAAGUGGACAUGAAGAAUAUCUCAUCUAUCAACAGUACAAUUUCUCACUUAGUUUCUGUUUUCAUUGUUGCAGUUCACUCUGUUACCUCAUGUAGUGCAUACUGCUGAUAUUUUCGUAGUACCGAUUGAUUUACACUCACUGACAAAGACUAGAGAUUGGCAUUGAUUGAACUCAAAUAACAACCAUAUGGUGGAAAUAAACGACCGCAAGAUUUAUCUAAGAACUGAAAAAUGACCUUAAUGAUUGACUAUACUAGAAGGAUGUCAUGCGUCGAACAUGUUACUCAUUUUCAAGCGAUACCAAACUGCAAUACACUUUACUUCGUGCUCAAAGAUAAGAACGUUGUGUUAACACUGAAGCAAGAAAAUUGAUAGAAUUAGACCACUAUGAAAAACCAGCAUUUGAUGACCUAAAAUGAAAAAAAAGGUGACAAUUUACUACGAUACUCGAACAAUAGUCAUAUUCUUAAAUUCAUCAUGUUGCAACACCAGAUUCACAGAGCAGAUUACAGUGAUAGCUGCAUAGUAUGAUUUCAUCUUGACAACUUCUACAUUUACACUAGGUAGACGAUAAUGUCCUGAAGGGGUUCGUGUUGGAUUGAUAUUCAGACUGAAAAAGAUUACAAGGAUACUAAUGACUAACAUAGACGAAAGACAAGACUGAAACGCAUAAAAUGGUAAAUGAGCCUCAAGGAGACCCUGCAUGCUGAGUGGCCCCUCCAUAUCUAUCGGAGUUAUGCUUGUUGGUGUUUAAAGAUGUUAUGAGGUGUAACUUCUACUCAAGUUGAUUGUUGUAGUAGCACAACUUUCUUAGCUUAAAUAUAUUUCCCGCACGUAUUCGUAUCGCUGAUCAUGCCCCUAAUGAAAUUGAAAAAAUAUUCUGGUCCUACAUUACUUCAUAGGUUCCAAGUACUGUCUGUGGCUUGAAAAAGAGCUAACACAACCCUAGAACGGAAAGAUACCUCAGCUAUAUUUGCUUACUCAUGAAUGACUGACAAUAAGGAUUUAAAUGCGAAACUUCUCAAAUAUCAUGUUUUCUACGUACUACUUACUAGGAUACAUCCAACUUCAUUAAGGAACGAAUAGCCAGGGAAUCGGAUUCUCAGCAAAAAAAGUUAGCUUACCUCGUGAAUGCCUUAGUGAUGACACUCACACCG
Messenger RNA from Amoebophrya sp. A25, 6946 nucleotides. The record is from the annotation of a GenBank genome assembly. Lineage: Eukaryota; Dinophyceae; Syndiniales; Amoebophryaceae.